Musca domestica (house fly) is the source of this 993-nucleotide messenger RNA. It is a transcript of the gene Prosbeta7, whose product is annotated as proteasome subunit beta type-4. The transcript has 3 exons. The record is from RefSeq and is a predicted model, not a curated record. Gene Ontology annotation, cellular component: proteasome core complex. The coding region runs from base 105 to 920 and encodes 271 amino acids. NCBI's taxonomy places the organism in Eukaryota, Metazoa, Arthropoda, Insecta, Diptera, Muscidae.
CAAAUUUUGAUUGUCAUUCCUACAAAAAUACAACAUUUGUGCCGACUUGCAAAUUUGCGAAGAAUUUCUAAAUAAAACCAAAUCAAAUAUAUAAUAAAUUAAAAAUGUAUGCCGGCCAUCAAGUAAUACCUCAGCAAUUCUGGAGUAAUGGACCAGCACCAGGCCAAUUUUAUAACUUCACUGGUGGUUACAAUGGUCUAGCUACUGGCAGCGCUAACCAAUGCAAGGAAUACACAACUCCUGGUCUGUUUGGAACACAGCACAGCUCUUCUCCCAUCACUACCGGUACUUCAGUGGUGGGUAUUAAAUUUGAUGGUGGUGUUAUGAUCGCUGCCGACAACUUGGUUUCGUAUGGCUCCCUUGCGCGUUACCAAGACGUUCAGCGUGUGUUCAAAGUUAAUAACAAGACAAUCAUGGGAGCGGGAGGAGAUUUUGCUGAUUUCCAAAGUUUGAAACGUAGUAUUGAUCAAAAAAUUGUGGAAGACCUGUGUCAUGGAGAUGAUCUUGAAAUGAAACCCAAAUCGUUGUACAACUGGCUAACCCGCGUUUUCUAUAACCGUCGUAGCCGUUUUAAUCCUCUUUGGCUGGAAAUGGUUGUUGGUGGUUUGGAUAAUGGAGAGCCUUUCUUGGGACAUGUUGACUUACGUGGCCGUGCCUAUGAAGAUGAUGUUGUUGCCACAGGCUUUGGCAAACAUUUGGCUUUGCCUUUGGUGCGCGAACAACUAGUUGAGGGAAAGAAACUAACACAAGAACAAGCUUCAGAUGUGCUCCGCAAAUGUAUGGAAGUAUUAUACUACCGUGACUGCAGGUCCAUGCCCAAAUAUUCAGUGGUUGUUUGUACCAAGGAUGGCAGUGUUGUCCAGGGUCCAUUUAAUGUAAACGAAAAUUGGCAAUUGGCCACAAUGGUUAAGGGUUAUUAGAAGCUUAUUGAAGAAAACAUCUUUUUUGUAUAAAAUAUCUUGGAAUGUGAUUAAAAAAUUAUUUUAAAAAUAA